Paramecium primaurelia is the source of this 653-nucleotide messenger RNA. The record is from the annotation of a GenBank genome assembly. NCBI's taxonomy places the organism in Eukaryota, Ciliophora, Oligohymenophorea, Peniculida, Parameciidae.
AUGUUGAAUUAAUAAAUAAGUAUUACAAAUGUAUUCUACAAAAGAUAGAUGUAAUAUUAAAGAUCUAUAUUAGAAUUUUUUCAUUAGCAUCAAAUAAUACACAUUUUUUCACUCUAUCAUAAGAAAAUGAAGUUUUUAUUUAUGAAUGGAAGAAUUAAAUUAUUCAUUAAAUUAAUAACCUAUUCCUAUUGAUCCUACAUUUAAAUACUUAAAUAUAAAUUUAUUUUUAGGUUUUGAAAUUUUACUUGAUUGUUACAAGGAUAGCUAAUUAUUCUUUUUUGUAAAUAAUUGACACAUAACCAAAAAUUGUUAAUUAGUCUUAAUCCUUUUUACCAAUAUCAGCAAAAAUAAAUACAAUAGUUAAUGGUUCAAAUACUUUUUUAAUAUACGCUUAAUAUUUUCAGAAUUAUUCGAUUCUCACACUAAUUUUAGAUAAUUUAACAAUUUAAGUUGGUACUCUAAUUAAUUUAAUGAUUUUGAUACUCCUUUAAUUAUAACUUUCAACUUUAACACAAGUGAUGAUAAAACAGUAAUUUACUCAUAUAAUAUUUUAUGAAAAUUCUAAAUAAUACUCUUAAUGUGAUUAUAUUUGGUAUGUUAUAGUUAAGCUUACCUUUUUAUUAUACAGAUGUUAAUUAGUAUUUUGGGUGUGA